AUGGAUAUCACGCCAAUAUUUAACCAGGUGCUCGCCAAGCACGAUGCGCGUCCGAUUGAGCCUCCCGUGUUUCGCGUCGAAGCCCUUGAUGGCUUUGUAAAAGAGGCAUACCGCAUUCGAGGUCACAUUGCAAAGCUUCACACAGACUUGAAGUCGAUACGACAAAGCUAUCUCUCGACUGCACAUGCCCCCCGCCGGAAGCAGUACGCGCGAGCAGGCGCAGCAUCGGCCUCUGCAGACAAAGAUGUUAAAUACCUUAGCGACACGCAGCGCAACGAGAUCGACGCCCAGGCCAAACUAUCGAUACAUCAGCUGAAGGAUGCGAUUGAGAAGCUAGGGGCUGCUGAGCAGGUGAGGCAGGAGACGCAGACGCAGGUCGCUCUGAAGAAGCGCGCAAAGCAGGGCCUCGGUGCGCUUGGACGAUGGGCAGCAGGCGGGGCAAUCACAGCGAAGAGCGUCGAGGAGGAGAUUGAAGAGGCCAAGGCGAACACGAUCAGGGAACACCGAAAGGGCAUAUUGUGGACGUUGGAUUUUCAGUUGGAGCAGUGCGUCCUGUUCCAGACGGACAUGAUGGAAAUCAGGCACAUGCGGGAGGUGGAGAAGAGCAAGAGCGUGUUGUACAAGACGAGGGCUACAGGGCCAGCCAGCAGCGAUUAUAGUGGCAUGGACGAGAGCCACAAGGCUGGGGACUAUCGGGCCAAGUCGACUUAUAACCCAGAUGAGUCGAGCGCGGUGAUUGAGAAUCAGCUGGACCCAGAGCAGCUCCAGCUGUUUGCGCAGGAGAACCAGGACAUGCUCAAGCAGUACGAGGACCAGCUCGACAAAGUCCGUGCAACCGAAAAGUCGCUCAUGGAGAUCUCGGAGCUGCACUCGACGCUCGCGUCCAACCUCAGCAUGCAGGAGACGCACAUCAACCAGCUCAUUGAAGACUCGUUCAAUACAACGGAGAACGUUGGAAGUGGAAACAAGGAGCUCAAGCGCGCGACGGAGCGGGGCAGUACGGCGCAGAAGCUGUUCUGGGCUACAAGUAUCUUCUGCACGACGCUUGUUGUGUGGGACUUGUUCAUAUGA
Messenger RNA from Alternaria arborescens, 1071 nucleotides. RefSeq lists its product as hypothetical. Gene Ontology annotation, cellular component: SNARE complex; endoplasmic reticulum. Lineage: Eukaryota; Fungi; Ascomycota; Dothideomycetes; Pleosporales; Pleosporaceae. Gene Ontology annotation, biological process: retrograde vesicle-mediated transport, Golgi to endoplasmic reticulum. Bases 1 to 1071 code for a protein of 356 amino acids. The transcript has 3 exons. The record is from RefSeq and is a predicted model, not a curated record.